GUGGGCGGGACAUGGAUUCACUUGUUCUGUUCCUUUCCUGCUGAUGCUGAAUAUUGUGUAGAAUAAACCGCCAUUCAUGUAUUCCACGAUUCUCUAAAUUGGUGCUUCAACUACAAAGGUAUGUUAUCUUUGGUUCAGGUUCGGGAAGGUUUUUCCACUUCUGAGGUUGGGCUGGCCUUCAAUGCAAAUAUAUGAAUGGCUGGAUGAGUGGUCCGUCGUUCGCCUCCCCCUCUGCAGAGGUGGCAGAGAUGAACCGUAUCCAUUAUGAGUUGGAGUACACAGAGGGCAUCAGCCAGCGUAUGCGCAUCCCUGAGACACUUAAGGUGGCUUCGGAAAACCAGAGCAGUUCUCUGCCACCCCAGCAACCCCUGCACACUCAUUCAACUCUCAUGCAGGUGCCUGAGAGGAUUGUUGUUGCAGCAGAUGACGGUGAUUCACAGUUCUCCUGUCCCAGAGACUUGGACCUGAUUCAGUCCAUCCCUGCAAUGGACCUUCUGGACAUGAAAGCCCCACCUCGUGUUCUGACACUCACAGAAGAACCACUGGACUCACUGGAAACUAACCAAAGCGCCAAUUCAGGGAGCAACCCUAGCCAUGCAACUCACUCCAGAUCUGGAAAAGAACGCAGUGCCACUGAGUACAUAUCUGCUCGCCACAGCAGUCAGAUUAGCAGAGGCGAAGUAAGUGUGACACCCUCCCCGAUGGCACCCCCCGUCCGCCUGUGUCCCCCCCUGUGUUCCCCUGAGGAUGCAAACAUCAACCUGUUCACAACAGCCGGCUUCCUGUCAUACAUCCAGUCCACCACGCGCCGGGCUUACCAGCAGGUCCUUGAGGUCCUGGAUGACAGCCACCGCAGGACACACCUGGAUAUCGCUUUGGAAAUGAACCCCGAGGACUGUGGCUUAGUGGAUGCCUCCUCAUUACGACGACAGAUCGUCAAGCUGAACCGCCGACUGCAGCUGCUGGAGGAAGAAAACAAGGAGCGCUCCAAGCGAGAGGUUCAGAGAAUUCGGAGAAAUCACUCCACGUAAGCGGCAUGGCUGGAAACCAACAUUGAAUGACCGUGACCUUUGAUCCCUCAGACGGCACUGCACCAAAAACCGACAUCAAUCUCUAAAGGAUAUCACCACAUGGGCUUAAGAACACUUCAGAAAACCACUGUCACUAAAUACAUUUGGUCGCUACAUCUGUAAGUGCAAGUUAAAGCUCUACUAUGCAAAGCGAAAGCCGUUUAUCAACAACAUCCAGGAACGCCGUCAGCUUCUCUGGGCCCGAGAUCAUCUAAGAUGGACUGAUCCAAAGUGGAAAAGUGUUCUGUGGUCUGAUGAGUCCACAUUUCAAAUUGUUUUUGGAAAUGUUCGACAUCGUGUCAUCCGUACCAAAGGGGAAGUGAACCAUCCAGACUGUUAUCGACGCAAAAGUUGAAAAGCCAGCAUCUGUGAUGGUAUGGGGGUGCAUUAGUGCCCAAGGCAUGGGUAACUUACACAUCUGUGAAGGCACCAUUAAUGCUGAAAGGUACAUACAGCUUUUGGAACAAUAUAUGCUGCCAUCCAAGCGCCGUCUUUUUCAUGGACACCCCUGCUUAUUUCAGCAAGACAAAGCCAAGCUACAUUGAGCACGUGUUACAACAGCGUGGGUUCGUAAAAAAAGAGUGUGGGUACUUUCCUGCCCCGCCUGCAGUCCAGAUCUGUCUCCCAUCGAAAAUGUGUGGCGCAUUAUGAAGCGUAAAAUACGACAGCGGAGACCCCGGACUGUUGAACGACUGAAGCUCUACAUAAAACAAGAAAGGGAAAUAAUUCUACUUUCAAAGCUUCAACAAUUAGUUUCCUCAUUUCCCAAACGUUUAUUGAGAGUUGUUAAAAGAAAAGGUGAUGUAACACUGUGGUGAACAUGCCCUUUCCCAACUACUUUGGCAUGUGUUGUAGCCCUGAAAUUCUAAAUUAUUUGCAAAAAAAAAAUAAAGUUUAUAAGUUUGAACAUCAAAUAUUUUGUAUUUGUUGUGCAUGCAAUUGAAUAUGGGUUGAAAAAGAAUUUGCAAAUCAUUGUAUUUCGUUUAUAUUUACAUCGAACACAAUUUCCCAACUCAUAUGGAAACGGGGUUAGUAUAAAAGACUUAGUUUAAUCUGGUUCAUCGGGGCCUCACUUGGAAGCGAUGCAGCAUCAAGGGAGACAAAAAGUCAAGUUACUGCUUCAUGCUUCAACACAUUUGCUUUUUCCUCCUAGAAUCGUGACAAAUACUGAUUUUUUGACUGCUACAUCGUGGUAAUAAUGCCUUCCUUUUAAUGGUGCAAAACUAUCAAAAUGGAUUCCAGUGUGUUGGACAUUCCUGCUAUCAUUAGAUAGAAAAGAAUUCACUUUGGCAGCCGAGGAGAAAAGCUACAAUAAAUAAAUGUUCUCGAAGACUAAAACUAAAGAUGCCACAAGGUUCCUGCAGGAUGCUUGCUGUGUGGUGUUUUACCCAAAUGUGUGUGCAGUAGUGACCUAGGUUCAAGUGUUUGGCUUCUUCAGCUGUUACUUAUUUGUGUGAACCGUUCAUAUCAGGAGCUUUUUUAGGCAAGAACACUUGAAUUCCAUCAAUCUACUCACUGAUGGACCACACACACGUUCCCCUGGAAAAUCCAAGGACUUAUUUUCACCUCCGUACAAUAUUCUUAUCGCUGUUGUUUCUGUGAUGUGAAAGAUGAAUGUCACUAUAUUUUAUUUAAAAAAUUAGUAUUAGGGUUGUUUCUUUGUAUUUAUUGUUCCAAUAUACAAGCAUAAAUACAGAGUUUAUUUCGUAUCACUCAAAGGUGUUUGAGAGUAUACCGUAUUUCCUUGAAUUACUGCCGGGUUGAACUUGCUUCGCAAAAUAAUUAGCCCAUGCUUAGUAUUACCGCCUGGUCAAACUCGUGACACUUCCCCGUCAUCAUUUUCAAAAUAAAAGAGGCUGAUUUCAAUACCAGUAAUUUCCAAUUGCAUAAAGGGAAGAAGAUUAAGAGCUAUUCAAUAGGAUUUAAGGUCCAAGCUUACAUCAGACUCAAAUUUUUACCGUAUACCUUUGGUAAGUGCCGGAGUGAGAAAAGGUUUUAAAAUAAUUAGCGCAUGCUUACUUUUACCGCAUGCCUUUGGUAAGCGCAGGAGUGAGGAAGAGGGUUUAAAUUAAUUAGUGCCCCGGCGGCAAUUCAAGGAAAUACGGUAUUUGGAGAACUUUGUCCAUUUGUUGUUUGUAAAUAAUGUUUGCUUUAAUAAAUGGGCGUCAAAUAAUUCUACCUGA
Nerophis ophidion (straightnose pipefish) is the source of this 3253-nucleotide messenger RNA. Its product is annotated as mitochondrial fission factor homolog A-like. Gene Ontology annotation, cellular component: mitochondrial outer membrane; peroxisome. Bases 192 to 1031 code for a protein of 279 amino acids. NCBI's taxonomy places the organism in Eukaryota, Metazoa, Chordata, Actinopteri, Syngnathiformes, Syngnathidae. Gene Ontology annotation, biological process: positive regulation of mitochondrial fission. The transcript is spliced from 8 exons. The record is from RefSeq and is a predicted model, not a curated record.